AGGAGCACUACAGCGCUGCAGCCUUAAAUGGUGAAAUGUGAGACAGCUCUGACCUCAGACGACAAAGAGAGGAAGGUGCAGAAUGAGAAAAACAACUCGACUGACGCAGGAAAUAACGACCAGGCCAGAGAAAACAGACUAAGCCUCUGCUGCUAAGGAGAGAAGGAGAUUUCUCCUCUGCUGGCCCAGGAGGAUGUUGAUGAAGAUGGCUGCUGCCUCCACCACGUCUCUGCUCCUGCUCUGGUGCUUCGCCAUCUCCAGCACAGACUCCCAGGAUCCUUGCAACUACAAUGCUGUAAAAGGAAAGGACUUCAUUGUCCCUCUGUCUUUGAAACUGGAACCGUCUCACCGACUGAAAUGGAAGCACAACGAUAAUUUAAUCUUUGAUCGAAGACAAGGCAACACUUUGGUCCAGGGGAAGAUGGAAGACGUUUCAAAAAAUGGUUCCCUGAAGCUGACGAAUCUGAACGAUGGCCACAAGGGGACAUACACCCCGGAACUGUAUGAUCAAAGUGGAAAACUAAUAGAGAAUCUGAAAAGCAUACAUUUAUGUAUAUUUGAACCUGCCCCGAAGCCCAAAGUGACAAAGAAUUGUUCCGUAGCAGAUGUCAAAUUUACCUGCGAAGUUCCAGCUAAGCUCGCCAAGGAUCUCAAAUAUGCAUGGCUUCAGAAUGACAUUUUAUUAAAAGAGAAUACCAACACUCUGAAACGAAAGGCUGAAGAGGUGGAAAAAGGUUCCUUCAGAUGCAAAGUUUCCAACCCCGCCAGCUCCGAGACCAGUGACGCUAUUACACAGGAGUCGUGCUAUAAGCGCAAGUCCAUUUUCCCAGAAACAUUAUUAGGAAUUAGUACCUGGAUUUAUGUGGGCGCCGGAGGAGGUAUUGUCCUGGUGCUGAUAAUCGUCGUUAUUAUUUGCUGCAUCCACGCCAAAAGGAAAAAACGAAUGCUACUGAAGGAGGAGGGGGAGCUUCGUUUGCAGUGGACCAAUGAACAGCAACAUCCGCAUCAUCAUCACCACCAUCAUCAUCAACAACAUCAACAUAGUCACCCUCCUGAACCACACCACCACCGUGGCCAGCAGCACCCGGCCGGCCACACCGGUCCUCGCCAGCAUCGCUCCAAACAGCACCGCGAGCAGCAGCUCCCCCGAGUCCCCCCUGAGCCCAGCUCCCGACGACUCCCACAGGCCCCAAAAGCAGUCGAUCAAAUCGAUGACGAGCAGCCUCCUCCUCUUCCUCAGCCGAGGAAGAAAGCUGCCAAAACACAGAGAGUGUGACACCAUGUGAGUGUUGGAGUUAAGGAAACCUCAUCGCUCUUCUUCUUUUCUUCUUAUUCUCCUUUCAGUUUUGUUCCCGGUUAGCUCUAUUGAUGUUUUUGUUCAAACUCAGCCAGUAAGACAGCAGAUCGAAGGCACUUUACUCCUCCGUAGCUCGCCGUUAUACAUGAUGACGUCAUCAGGAUGUGGCAAAAAACAAUAAUCAAACUUAGUUUUUGUGAAGUGUAUGAUGACGUGAUGGAAAAACUUGGCCUGCCCUAAUUUUGGAACCAUUGU
This is a messenger RNA of Etheostoma cragini (Arkansas darter), 1552 nucleotides long. Its product is annotated as T-cell surface antigen CD2. Lineage: Eukaryota; Metazoa; Chordata; Actinopteri; Perciformes; Percidae. The transcript is spliced from 9 exons. The record is from RefSeq and is a predicted model, not a curated record. Bases 194 to 1276 code for a protein of 360 amino acids.